This is a messenger RNA of Cydia pomonella (codling moth), 2382 nucleotides long. Its product is annotated as TD and POZ domain-containing protein 5-like. Lineage: Eukaryota; Metazoa; Arthropoda; Insecta; Lepidoptera; Tortricidae. The transcript is spliced from 2 exons. The record is from RefSeq and is a predicted model, not a curated record. Gene Ontology annotation, molecular function: ubiquitin protein ligase binding. Gene Ontology annotation, cellular component: cytoplasm. Gene Ontology annotation, biological process: proteasome-mediated ubiquitin-dependent protein catabolic process; regulation of proteolysis. The coding region runs from base 1395 to 2276 and encodes 293 amino acids.
AGUCUGUAAUGUUUAAGGAAUUUCGAUUUAAAUUUCGGCAAUUAUUUAUUCUAUAAUAGCUCUCAUUCCACUAAUUUAAACGUGCCGAAAUAAAGACAUCUAUUUAAAUAAACUUCCUUUUAGGUAGGUAAUAAGAAUUGUGUACAACUGAUUUACAUCGUGCCGACAUCAUAGUCACCCUAAUGAGCCGAACGCGAAUGUAAACAGCAAGCGCUCGUCCCUCACCAGCCCCUUUGACUCGUGCCUCGGCGGCUACCGGGAAAAUCGAAAUUCGUCAAUUACGGGCAUUUUUCUCUGUCACUCUAAUUACGUCUUAGUGAGAGUAAAAGAGAAAGAUCGCCGCAAUUUGCGAAUUUCUGUUUUCGUGCCCAAGAAACCGUUCACUCCCGCCAUAGAUGGUAGGAUCAACUAGAUGUGCUACACGCGUACGCCCGUAAGGGACAGAACAUACACAAUGCGCCAUGCGCCAAAUUAAAAAUACGUUUUAACAUUCCUGACAAUAUACCAAAAAUAACCUACGUAAUUUGGUCGGGUUAUUUGUUGCCCACCAUAAGCCAUGUAUGGUGGGGAAUAAAAAAAAUGAAACGGUGACUAGGAGAGGACUAGGAUAUAAUAAUAAUAGUUAAGUAAAAUUAAAUUUAUGUUACUUAAUAUCGUGCUUUGUUAUUAUCGAUAAAUGUACUGGAUAUAGAUCUAAGAUAAGUAACUAAAUAUUGUACGCCUUUGUAAAGCAGGAUAUGGAGAACAUGACUCAUUUACCUAAGACCUUUGUAGAACCCAUAACCAAACAAUAAAAUAGGUAUUUUUGAUUUUGACAAACAAUCAUAGCGCUUUCUCUGCUACUUCUACUGAAAGUUCCGUAAGAGCAUCUCGUUCGGUCAUCUACUGGCUCUACCAUUUCUUCUCUAUACUUAUUGUACAUCUAUGACUCCCGCCGCGAGUCCGGCGAGCAGCGAGCGGAGCCACGAGCUCGGCUCGGCUCGCCACUCACACGCGAAUGUAAAGCGCCAUUAGGUUUUGUAUUGUACAAUUUGUACUUGCAACACCGCGUCUUUCACUAAUUUCGGUUUCUGAUGUUUGAAUUUAAAAUUUUGUGAAAACAAAAAGAGAAUCCUAAUAUGUAUUUUAAUUUUUCAUCUUUUCUGUCUGGAAAAGUACAUCGGAUAUAAAAAAUAAAGCCACUUAAUUAGUCAAAUGUCCACGUAAGUUCCACUAAAGUUACAUCUAUUACUAUUACUCACUAUUUCACUCAUAUUCUAUGACUAGAUAGAUAGAGUACCUCUUACAAAUUUUAUUUCCAGAUACUGGUCCGUGUUGCGUUAUUCAAAACAAUAAUUAGAUGUCUGCAGUAAAAAAAAAAUUACAUCAGUCUACCCUACCUACUCCGCAACAAGAUGACUGCCGUAAAUGUUAUUUAUAGAAGAGACGGGCCUUCUGCCUCAAAGAUUGUCUACUCAAUGACUUUCACAGGUGAAUCUGAGACCGACCCCAUAAUUUACACCAUUGAUAAUUUGGUUGUGGUGAAAUUGAAAUCCAGCGCCAAAUUGUUAAGAAAUAAAAUGAAUUUUUCUGUUAGUUUUUCAUCAUCAAAACAUGACUCGGCUAAGGAAAAAAACAUCAAAAUAAAUGUAAAUUGUCUAGACUUGAAAUAUUCUGAAUUGAAUAUUGAAGUGCCUAAUGAUUGGUCUAAAUGGCAAGAAAUGGGACUUACCCAACCAUAUGUAAGAAAUGGACUCUAUUACACUACAGUAAGCAUUGUUGUCACUGCAUAUGAAUGUAAAAAGGAAACGGUACUUUCAAAAUUAUAUACAGACAGCGUCUUCACUGACUUCCAUCUAGUGACAUCUGAAGGCUCUGUCCCUGUCCACAAGGCAUGCCUGGCUGCUCACAGUGAUGUAUUUAAAGCAAUGCUGACCAAUGAGUGGAAAGAAGCAAUCAAUGGUGAAAUAAGGAUGAAGGGAGCCACCGUAAAGACACUUCAACAGUUAAAGGAAUACAUGUAUUUGGGCACUGUGCCUGAAGAUGGACUUCGUCCAUUACUUUUGAUUGCCAGGUGCUAUCUUAUUGAAGAUUUAGAAAAACAUUGCAUUAGAAAGUUAGCUGAGAAUGCUACAGGGGAAACCUUAUUCUCACUCCUUGAAUUUGCAUGUGACAACAAUAUUCCAGAACUGUCAUAUGCUAUGCUAGUCAUAACACAAGAAGCUGUUGUUAAUGAAGCUAAAGAUAUAAAAACAGCUGUUUUGAAUAGUCAAAAAUCUAAACAAUCUCAUCAGUAAGGUUUUUUGCCACUAGGGAACCAUUGACUUAAGGCAAGCAGGGCAAGCUGGGCCAAAGUUGAUUUGCGAUUUUGUCAAUAAGUACAAUUUUCUAUCUUAACUUUAA